Messenger RNA from Microbotryum saponariae, 510 nucleotides. The record is from the annotation of a GenBank genome assembly. Lineage: Eukaryota; Fungi; Basidiomycota; Microbotryomycetes; Microbotryales; Microbotryaceae.
AUGAGGGUGAGUGCUCAGAGCGGAGCGGGACAGCACGCUGAGGGGUGACCCCUCACUGACGACCCUUCGCCGUGCGUGACAGGGCAUGGUCAGCUCUGGAACUACGGCCUCAUCCACCGGGACGUGUCGUAUGGCAACGUAAAGGUCGACCGACACGGCGAUGGGAUCCUGAUCGACUACAAUCUGGCGGUGAAGAAGGCUCGAACGGUUGAAGAAACGUGUCGCCUCAGCCGCUCGAUACGUUCUCGCCUCCGCGCUAGCCCUCAACACGUUCAUGGUCUCACCUAACUCCUUCCCACCCUUCCCCUGUCCCAUGAUCAAUGACAGAGCACGCUACCCUAUAUCUCCCGAAUCUUGCUCAUCCCCGAAACCGAGAGUGUGGUACCCGAGCGCUGGCCCGACAUCGAAUGUGUUUUUUUUUUUUGUGGCGUCCCGCAGGGCUUUUCACACUCUCGGUUUUGGGGCAUGAGCGGGAGUCGAAAGAAGCAUGGUGGUGUACCCUGUCAUUGA